GGCCCCUCCCAGGCCAGGCUUGGCCAGCCCAGGCCUGAACAGGCAGUGGCCAGAGUGACCCCAACAGAGUGUCCAGGGACUCAGGCCUCUGAUCAAGUUACCCCCAGAGGAUCAGAGAGGUAAAGAGAGCUGAACCUCUCAUUUAGGAGGGCCGGGGAGGAGAGGGAAUUCUUGAGAUCGCAUUCCCAGGCUCAAAUAGAGGAGGAAAGUGGACAAAGACGUAGUGAAGGGGUUGACGAAGGAGAAGCAUUCAGAGGGCACUGGCUUCUGGACAGCAAUGAGUGCCCGGGCCACACGGCCCCGAAGCCGGCGAGGGAGGCAUGCUCCACCCGGUGAACUGGAUCCCGUGGCUGAGAGUUCAGAGGAGGUCGAGGCAGCCAGUGGGAGCUCCAAGCCCAGCUUUGCCCCACCUCCGGUGAGCUCCGGGCUGGAGCAGCUGGGCCCCAUGGAGGAGGUCAGUGGCCAAGGCCUAGGAAGCAGGACUGACAAGAAGACAGAUGGGGGCUCUGGCAGGGAACUGGCCUCAGCCCCCGAAGUGCCCCACAAACCUGCAGUGGAAGCCCACCAAGCCCCAGAAGCAGCCCUACAGUACGAGGAGACUGUGCCCCCUGGGAAUGGGGCCCCCGAUGUGUUUCAGACCCUCCAGCACGCUCUGAGCUCCCUGGAGGCAGCGGCUGCAGCCUGGCGCCACCGGCCCCCCAGCCAUCCUGGGCCGAUGGAGUUGGAAGGCACAAGCGAAGGGGGACCAGGUCCCCUUGGGAAGCAGGAAGGGGCAGGGAGCUGCCAGCGAGAGGCAGCUCGCCUGGCCGAGAGGAAUGCCUGGCUCCGGCUGGCCCUGAGUAGCCGAGAGGAUGAGCUGGUCCACACGCAGGCCUCCCUGGAGGCCAUCCGAGCUGAGAAGGAGACGCUGCAGAAAGAGGUUCAAGAGCUGCAGGAUUCCCUCUUGAGGCUGGAGCCCUGCCCACGUCUUUCCCACAACCAAGCAGGUGGCUCAGGCAGUGGUUCUAGCAGCUCUGAGGCAGACAGGGAACCCUGGGAGACUCAGGACUCCUUCUCCCUGGCUCACCCCCUGCUACGGCGCCUCCACAGCCAUUCCGGCACCCAGAUCCUUGGGUCUCUUCCCACCCAGCCCCUCAGUCCUGAGAUGCACAUCAUGGAAGCCCAGAUGGAGCACCUCCGGGGGAGCAUUGAGAAGCUCAAAUGCUUUAAUCGUCUACUAUCAGCUGUGCUCCAGGGAUACAAGGGCCGCUGUGAAGGCCUCAGCAUGCAGCUAGGCCAGCGGGAGGCUGAGGCCACAGCAUUGCAUCUGGCCUUGCAGUACAGUGAACACUGUGAAGAGGCAUACAGGGUUCUGCUUGCUCUGCGGGAGGCCGACUCAGGAGCAGGAGACGAAGCCCCCAUGAGUGACCUGCAAGCAGCUGAAAAGGAAGCAUGGAGGCUGCUGGCACAAGAGGAGGCUGCCAUGGAUGCAGGAGCACAGCAGAAUCCACAGCCAAGCCCUGAAGGCAGCAGUGUGGAUAAGCCCACCCCACAGGAAGUGGCUUUCCAGCUCCGAAGCUAUGUCCAGCGUCUCCAGGAGCGCCGUUCUCUAGUGAAGAUUCUCUCAGAGCCUGGCCCCACUUUGGCACCCAUGCCCACUGUGCCCCGUGCAGAAGCCAUGGUGCAGGCCAUUCUGGGGACCCAGGCUGGCCCAGCUCUUCCCCGACUGGAGAAGACACAAAUUCAGCAGGACCUGGUGGCCACAAGGGAGGCCCUGGCGGACCUGAUGCUUCGGCUGCAGCUGGUGCGGCGUGAGAAGCGGGGCCUAGAGCUGCGGGAGGCUGCCCUCCGAGCCCUGGGUCCAGCUCACGUGCUCCUGCUGGAGCAGCUGCGGUGGGAACGGGCGGAGCUCCAGGCUGGUGGGGCAAACAGCAGUGGCGGACAUAGCAGCGGAGGUGGCAGCAGCGGGGACGAGGAAGAGUGGUAUCAGGGCCUUCCUGCUGUCCCUGGUGGCACCAGUGGCAUUGAUGGUGGCCAGGUGGGCAGAGCCUGGGACCCAGAGAAGUUAGCCCAGGAACUGGCAGCAUCGCUCACCAGGACACUGGACCUGCAGGAGCAGCUGCAGUCUCUGUGCAGGGAGCUGGAACAGGUGGCUCAGAAGGGGCGAGCCAGACGGUCUCAGAGUGCUGAGCUGAACAGGGAUUUGUGCAAAGCCCACAGCGCCCUGGUCCUGGCCUUCCGAGGAGCCCACCGGAAGCAGGAAGAGCAACGCCGGAAGUUGGAGCAGCAGAUGGCACUCAUGGAGGCUCAGCAGGCCGAGGAGGUGGCGGUGCUCGAAGCCACUGCAAGGGCCCUGGGGAAGCCCAGGCCUCCCCUCCCGCCUCCCCAGCUUGGGGACACCUUUCUGUAGGCCCCUUACCCAGCCAUGUCUGGACAUGCCAGACAGCUGUGGCAUGUCAUAAACUGUCCUGGAGUGA
Messenger RNA from Pan troglodytes (chimpanzee), 2456 nucleotides. RefSeq names its product USH1 protein network component harmonin binding protein 1 (gene USHBP1). The coding region runs from base 278 to 2389 and encodes 703 amino acids. NCBI's taxonomy places the organism in Eukaryota, Metazoa, Chordata, Mammalia, Primates, Hominidae. The transcript is spliced from 13 exons. The record is from RefSeq and is a predicted model, not a curated record.